AUGUUAAGUUUUCUUUUUCUUUCAGAUAUAACAAUUUUCUUUUCUUUCAGAUAUAACAAGUUAAGUUUUUCUUUUUCUUUCUAUAACAAGUUAAGUUUUCUUUUCUUUUUCACUUAUAACAAGUUAAGUUUUCUUUUUUCUUUCAGGUAUAACAAGUUAAGUUUUUCUUUCUUUCACAUAAACAAAUAUAACAAGUUAAAAGUUUUCUUUUCUUUCACAUAUAACAAGUUAAGUUUUCUUUUUUCUUUUAACAAGUAUAACAAGUUUUUUUUUUCUUUCCAAAAACAAGUUUUUUUUUUUUCUUUCAGGUAUAACAAGUUAAAGUUUUCUUUUUCUUUCAGAUAUAACAAGUUAAGUUUUUUUUUUUCUUUUCUUUCAUAUAACAAGUUAAGUUUUCUUUUUCUUUCAGGUAUAACAAGUAAGUUUUCUUUUUUCUUUCCAGAUAUAACAAAUAAAAGUUUUCUUUUUCUUUCACAUAUAACAAAUUUUAAGUUUUUCUUUUUCAGGUAUAACAAGUUAAAGUUUUCUUUUUUCUUUCAUAUAACAAGGUUUUCUUUUCUUUCAUAUAACAAGUAUAACAAGUUAAGUUUUCUUUUUCUUUCACAUAUAACAAGUAAAGUUUUCUUUUUUUCUUUCAGGUAUAACAAGUUAAGUUUUCUUUUUUUUUCCAGAUAUAACAAGUUAAGUUUUCUUUUUCUUUCAAAUAUAACAAUUUUCUUUUCUUUCACAUAUAACAAGUUAAGUUUUCUUUUUCUUUCAUUUAUAACAAGUUUUUCUUUUUCUUUCAGGUAUAACAAGUUAAGUUUUCUUUUUCCUUCAGGUAUAAACAAGUUAAGUUUUCUUUUUCUUUUCAGGUAUAACAAGUUAAGUUUUCUUUUUUUUUUCAGUAUAAGUUUCUUUUUUUCAGAUAUAACAAGUAAAGUUUCUUUUUCUUUCAGAUAUAACAAGUUUUUUUCUUUUCUUUUUAUAACAAGUUCAAAGUUUUCUUUUUCUUUCAGGUAUAACAAGUUAAGUUUUCUUUUUUUUUCACAUAUAACAAGUAUAACAAGUAAAGUUUUCUUUUUUCUUUCAGGUAACAAGUUAAGUUUUUCUUUUUCUUUCAGGUAUAACAAGUUAAGUUUUCUUUUCUUUCAGUUUUCUUUUUCUUUCAGGUAUAACAAGUUAAGUUUUCUUUUCUUUUAUAACAAGUUAAGUUUUCUUUUCUUUCAGUUUUCUUUUUCUUUCAAUAACAAGUUAAGUUUUCUUUUUUUCUUUCAUAUAACAAGUAAAGUUUUCUUUUUUCUUUCAGUAAGUUUUCUUUUUUCUUUCAGGUAUAACAAGUUAAGUUUCUUUUUCUUUUAUAACAAGUUAAGUUUUUCUUUUUCUCUCAGGUAUAACAAGUUAAGUUUUCUUUUUUCUUUCAGGUAUAACAAGUUAAGUUUUCUUUUUUUUUCAUAUAACAAGUUAAGUUUUCUUUUUCUUUCACAUAUAACAAUGUAUAACAAGUUAAGUUUUCUUUUUCUUUCAUAUAACAAGUUAAGUUUUCUUUUUCUUUCAGAUAUAACAAGUAAAGUUUUCUUUUCUUUCAGAUAUAACAAGUUAAGUUUUCUUUUUUUCUUUCAAGAUAUAACAAAUAUAACAAGUUUUUUCUUUUCUUUCACAUAUAACAAGUUAAGUUUUCUUUUUCUUUCCAAGUAUAACAAAUUAAGUUUUCUUUUUCUUUCACAUAUAACAAAAGUAAAGUUUUUCUUUUUCUUUCAGUUUUCUUUUUCUUUCACAUAUAACAAGUUAAGUUUUCUUUUUCUUUCAGGUAUAACAAGUAAAGUUUUCUUUUUCUUUCAGUUUUCUUUUUCUUUCAGGUAUAACAAGUUAAGUUUUCUUUUUUCUUCACAUAUAACAAGUAAAGUUUUUCUUUUUUUCAGGUAUAACAAGUUAAGUUUUCUUUUUUCUUUCAGGUAUAACAAGUUAAGUUUUCUUUUUUCAGGUUUCUUUUCUUUCACAUAUAACAAGUUAAGUUUUCUUUUUCUUUCAGGUAUAACAAGUAAAGUUUUCUUUUUUCUUUCAGGUAUAACAAGUAAAAUUUCUUUUUCUUUCAUAUAUAACAAGUUAAGUUUUCUUUUUCUUUCACAUAUAACAAGUAAACAUAUAACAAGUAAAGUUUUCUUUUUCUUUCAGUUUUUUUUUUCUUUCAGAUAUAACAAGUUAAGUUUCUUUUUCUUUCAGAAUAAGUUCUUUUCUUUUUCUUUUUCAGUUUUUCUUUUUUUCACAUAUAACAAGUUAAGUUUUCUUUUUUCUUUCACAUAUAACAAGUUAAGUUUUCUUUUUCUUUCCAGGUAUAACAAGUUUUCUUUUUCUUUCAGGUAUAACAAGUUAAGUUUUCUUUUUCUUUCACAUAUAACAAGUAUAAUAAGUAAUGUUUCUUUUUCUUUCUUUCUGGUAUUUAGGAUUUUUUUUCUUUCACAUAUAACAAACCAAAGUAUAACAAGUAAAGUUUUUCUUUUUCUUUCCAGGUAUAACAAGUUAAGUUUUCUUUUUCUUUCAGAUAUAACAAGAGUUUUUUCUUUUUUUCUCUCGAAUAUAACAGUAAGUUUUCUUUUUUUUUCUUUCAGGUAUAACAAGUUAAGUUUUCUUUUCUUUCAGGUACCAACAAUUUUCUUUUUUCUUUCACAUAUAACAAGUAUUUUUCUUUUCUUUUUCAGGUAUAACAAGUUGUUUUUCUUUUCUUUCAGGUAUAACAAGUUAAGUUUUCUUUUUCUUUCAGACCAUAACAAGUUGGUUUUUCUUUCUUUCAGGUAUAACAAGUUAAGUUUUUCUUUUUCUUUCCGUGUUUUCUUUUUCUUUCAUAUAACUGCAGUAAGUUUUGCUUUUUUCUUUCCAGGUAUAACAAGUAAAGGAUUUUUCUUUUUCUUUCAGAUAUAA
Molecule: messenger RNA, 2898 nt
Organism: Acanthosepion pharaonis
Lineage: Eukaryota; Metazoa; Mollusca; Cephalopoda; Sepiida; Sepiidae
Source: the annotation of a GenBank genome assembly